Molecule: messenger RNA, 9043 nt
Organism: Bombus huntii
Lineage: Eukaryota; Metazoa; Arthropoda; Insecta; Hymenoptera; Apidae
Gene: pbl
Product: protein ECT2
Exons: 18
Coding region: 1625-5698 (1357 amino acids)
Biological process (GO): nervous system development; mitotic cytokinesis; intracellular signal transduction
Cellular component (GO): cell cortex; nucleus
Molecular function (GO): guanyl-nucleotide exchange factor activity; GTPase activator activity
Source: RefSeq, a predicted model, not a curated record
GCACGUGUAGAUUGAUAUGCACGAGGCCACAUAAAGAUUUGGUAUUGCAUAAAUGUGUGAAUGAAGGUAGUUAAUGGUAGGAAGAGGAAACUGAAUCUAGCGACGGAUAUCAUUAUACUUUUAUUUAUUUUAUUUUAUUCUAUUUUAUUAACACGUUAACUACUUCGGCGAACAUUGAGGGCGCACGUUUUAAUACAUUUCUUAGAAUGAUUUCAUAAGAUAAAAUCAAAGAACUGAAAGAUUAUCAACAAUGUGAAUGAUUUAGAUAACAUUGUCAGAGAAAAGUGUGCAAAUACAAUAUAACAUUUUGCAUAAAUUAUAUGUUAUGGUGCAAUAUAUUUUAAUCUAUUGCGUAUACUAGCGCAAAACAUAUGAAAAUUGCGUGGUAGCACUAUUUUACUAUUACACAAAACUUUUACGUAUUUUACGGAAAAAGGUACAUGAUCUCUGUCAUCUUACUUACACGUACAUAUAUAUCAUAAAUGAUAAAAUGAUAAUAGGGCAUUAAUUGUAUUGACUAUUUUGUAUUGUGUCGAUCAUUUUUUGUAUGUUAUUUCUUUGAAUAUUGCUUUUGAGUCGCUAUAAUUAUAGUUAAUCGUUAUAGUUUUACUGUUUCAGAAGUUUAAACGCUUGAAAAAUGGUAGCGUAAAUUUAUCAAUGCUACCAUCCAUUUGGAAAGAAAUCUAAUAAUGCCAUAAUCUAAAUUACUUUUAAUUUUGCAACAUUUUCUUUGUUAAAUUGGAAUUUAUAUUGCGCCCUUGUCAAAUUAAACAUUAUAUAAUUUACAAUUUGCUGUUAUUUGUGCAAUUUAAGAAUGCGGUAGUAAAAAAAUAAUUGGUAUUACGCGAUACGCAGUGAUAUAUAGAGAUCUAGUAUAAUCAUCAACUUCACACUAAUAUCAGCAGUGUUAACAGCGCGUGUUGUCUUUAGCUGAUGGUUAUUGUUAGUUUUCAAUAUUUAAAAUUGCGAAAUGUUCUUACACCACUGUUUCCCAUCUUAGGUUCUUUUAUAUACGUAAUCCUUUCUGAAUCUUAUAAAUCAUAGUUUAAUACCGCACUGAAAUUUCAUUUCAAUUUGAACUUAUCAAUCCCUUUGAAGGAAAAGAGAAACAGAAUCUCGGCAAUCAGUGAGUAAUAGAUGCGAGAAGAAUGUCGAGCGAGAAACGGUGAUAAGUAGCAAAAUCACGGCACUACUGAUAAUUACGUUUCUGUGCCACUUUAUGACACUUGCGAAUUUAGCAGAAGAACCGUGGAUUAUUCGACUGUUAUAUUCAUAAUGGAUUUUAAAUAAAUGCUGAUGGUAAAAAGUGUCGUUUGGUGCCAAUAUCCAAAUAUAUAUACAUAUGCUUAUACAUGUAUACGUAUACAUAUAUAGAUCUGAGGAAUCUUAUGUACUGUAGGGUCCGUGAAAAUAAUACACCUGAGGGAACCCUGUUCAGGAUUUGAACUUGUGUUUUGUCUAUAAGAUUCAAGGGCGCUAUAUGCUGUGCCAUCAAGCUCUGCUCUUCUUUAUUUUUCCGGGUCCUUUUUCUCACUGGAUUCGCUCGUAGCCCGUAGGAGGCGCUCUCAAUGAUCAGUACGAAGAAGAGCGUACGAGAAGAACGAUGUUGUAACUAACGGCCAAAAUGGAAGAGCAAAGUGUUCACAGCAGUAUCAGUGAUAUAAAUAGUGAAGAGGCAGUUAGAAGCGAGCCUCUGAUUAUACCACGUAAGAAAAGGAUAUGCUUGAUUGGUGCAGCUGGUGAUGAUCCUGCACUUGGUGCUGCUGCUCAGCAGUUUAGCGUACCUGUUCUCAAAUCUGAAACUGGUUUAGAACAUGUAGAAGAUACAUCAUAUUGUACUUACUUUAUAUUAAAGAAGUUCGAGGGACCUGAAUAUGAUGCUCUUCAUAAAAGUGCACAUAGAAUAUUGGGACCAACAGCACUUCUGCAGUUGGCAGAAAAAAAGGACUCAUUACCUAGUAUUACUAGACCAAUGUAUACACAAGCCAUGGUAGGCACAGUAGUAGUGUUUACUGGAUUUAGGAAAAAGGAUGAAUUGACCAAGUUGAUUAAUAUGAUUCACAAUAUGGGUGGAAGUAUUAGGAAAGAAAUGGGUGCAAAGGUGACGCAUCUCAUUGCUAAUUGUUGUGGUGGAGAUAAGUAUAGAUAUGCCGUUACAUUUCGGGUCCCUAUUAUGUCUAUGGAGUGGGUGACAGCAUUAUGGAAUGCCAAAGACGAUAUUUCCAGUUAUGGAAAUAAUGAAGAACUGAUUACAACUUAUAAGCUAAAACCAUUUUUCGGUGCAAAAGUAUGUUUCUUUGGUUUUCCUGAUGAAGAGAAACGUCAUAUGUGUGAGGUUUUACAACAACAAGGAGGUGAAUCUACAGAAAUUGAUGAUCCAAAUUGCACACAUGUGGUAACAGAUUUAGGAAGUCAUCAGUACAAGAAAUCAAACAAUACUUUUGACACGCUGCCAUAUACUAAAAAUCCUAAUUGUAUUCCAUAUCCUUAUUUAAAAACAAAACCAUUUUCCUUCACUUUUUAUAAUCCAUACACUGAUACCAUUCCUAACACAAAACUGAUAAAUUCUUCACAUACUUUCCAUGUUAAUAAUACAAAUUUAACCAAAAAACUGAGUACGAGACACUUUUCACAUUGUUUCUGUUCUUAUGUUCCUCAACAUUUUGAACUUAAAGAAAAUAAGUGUGCUUAUUCUAUAUUAAAUGAUAUUAGUCAGGAUUCAGCAAUUUGUAUGGAUGAUAAUUUAUAUGAUUACCCAAGUUUGUCAGAUGAAUCUUUUAUGUCUGAGUUUUCUAUAGGACGAGCUGAUUCUGGUGUUAGUAUGUCUAAUGUAAUACAAACAAAUGACGUUAAUGCAUUACAAGAAAGCAAUUUCCCUGUUACAUCUACUAUGUUGGAUAUGCAUUCUAUGUCUUUAUCUUCAUCAUCUUCAUUUCUAUGUAAUGAUAAAAGAAUUAAGAACAAUAUGUUUAAUGCUUUUUCUAAUUAUAACACUGGUAAUAAAAAUGUGUGCACUCAACAAGGGUUAUAUAAUUUUAACUCUUCUACAUUAUGUAAAAAGAAGGUUACUCAACAUGUAAACAAGCAGUAUUCUACUAGAAAAACUAAUUUGUUACAGUUUUGUAAGAAUACACAGUGUGCACGAAAUUCCUUCUUUUUUAACAAAAAGAUUAUAUCUCCUAAACGGUAUAUCAAGUGGCGAAAAGCUAAAUCUUGUAUUACAAUUCAUAAAAUUUGUUCUCUGGAAAAAUUUAAAUUAAAAAGAAUGCAUUCUCAUCCUAAUUUAUUAAGACAACAUGAUUUAGAACUUAAUGAUUCUCUUUUGUAUGAUUCAUCUAUGCCAAUGACAAAAAACAAAGGUUUUUUGAGUACAUGUAAACUGAACUCUUCCAUUUUGUCAAAACUUAGUCAUUUAAAUUUUUCUCCAAUGCUUAAACAGUAUGUGGUUAUUAAUCCAUGCAAGCAAAUUCCAGAAAUUCAUCAACAGCAAAAAUAUACUCCUUUACCUAGUCCCCUGCCCAUUCCUGCUAAGGUAGCAAAAUUAUCAACUUCUGAAUAUGGCUCAAGAAGUUCUUUUGCAUCAGAUGAAAGUUAUUUAAAUAUGUCUUCUAAAAGUCACAUUCUGAAAGAUGAUCAUAUAAAAUUGGACAAACAGAAGGACAAACCAUUAUCUUUGGUUGUAGAUGAAUCAAACGUAAAUGCAUUACCAGAUUUAGCUUCUGUGAGAGCACAUAUCGUAAAAGCAGAGUGGUUUUGGACGUCUGUACAGAAUGAGGGUGCAGCUGACGAAAAGGAAUAUUUAUUUGAAGAUUAUUUGGAAUCCGUUCUAUCACCAACUGUAUCAGUUAGACGUGAUAGUCAACAAGCUGCUACUCCAAGUACAGCAUCUACAAGACGAAAACGUAAACGCUUAGCAGAAACUUUAUCUAGUCUGGUUCAAAAUGGUGCAGAUUCUCCAGCAUUGCAUAAGAGACGAUCCAGCAUCAGUGAUGCAGGACAUUUAAGUGUUAGUGGAAGCUUUCUUGAUUGUACAACGAGUCCAGACAAACCAUUACUUGAUGAUAUUCCAGAAGUGGAAGCUGUUAAUACAGACACCUCUAGGAAAAAUUUAUCUCCGCGUCAUCAAGUUUUCUUAGAAUUAGUACAAACAGAAUCUAAUUAUGUUGGUAUUCUCAGUACAAUUAUGACGCUGUUUAAAUCUCCACUAGAAGAUCUUAUAGAUACAACUGGCGAGUUAUUAAAUUGCACAGAAGCUAAAAUUAUAUUUGGCAAUUUUCCACCUAUUUAUGAAGUUCAUAAAAAAAUGUUGGAAGAACUGAGAUACAGCACUACUCAUUGGAUGGAGGACAAUAGUAUAGGUAAUAUAUUUCUGAAGUUCGCUCCCGACCUAGUCAAGGCGUAUCCACCGUAUGUCAACUUCUUCGAAAAUACAAAGGAAAUGCUCGAUCAAUGUGAUCAAAACAAACCACGAUUUCAUGCUUUUCUGAAGGUUUGUCAGACGAAACCUGAAUGUGGCAGACAAAGUUUAAAGGAACUGUUAAUUAAACCAGUACAAAGGUUACCCAGUAUUAGUUUGUUAUUAAACGAUAUCCUUAAACAUACAAAUAAAAAUAAUCCAGAUCAUAGCGCUUUGGAGUUAUCAAUUAGCAGUAUUAAAGAAGUUAUGACCUAUAUAAACGAGGAUAAAAGAAAAACUGAAGGUCAAUUGGUUAUGUUUGAUAUUUUUAACGAAAUUGACAACUGUCCACCGCAUUUAGUUUCUUCACACCGAUCAUUUAUUGGCAAAUGUGAUGUGAUGGAACUUGGCGAGGGUUUAAGUGGACGUGGGGAUCAUUUAGUUUUGUUUUUGUUUACCGAUACUCUCGAAAUAUGCAAGAAAAGGUCAAAGGCUUUUAAUUCGUUAAAAAGUCCUAAUACAGCAAAUGGAUUGCAUACAACUAAACUAAGUCAAGGAAAACCCUAUAAACAUAUUAAGAUGUUAUCACUUAGUACGAUAAAAAAGGUUGUUGAUAUUCGAGAAACGGAUGAAUGUCAUAAAGUGUUUGCUUUAAUGGUGAGAAGUAAUCAAGAGUUAAAGGAAAAAUUAUUUUCAUUUACAAUUACUGAUGAGGAAGUAAAUAAGACAAAUUAUUUACGAACCUUGUGUAGACAAAUGGCUAAUACAGUGUGUAAAGCUGAUGCGGAUACGUUCCUGAUAAGUCUUGAUUCGCAUCAACUUGAAAUUGAUACAAGCGAUGUAGCAUUAGGAACAUUAAGUAAAGCAUUUAAGAGCCUAUUUCAUAAUUUUUACCUGGAGUAUAUGGACCCGUAUGUGUUCCUACUCAAUAGCAUGUGUGAAACCACGUUACAUGUCCCACUACCGUUCGCAUCUCGUACUCGGAUGAAAGUUGGCAGGGCGUUUAGUUUUAAUAAAACUCCAAGCAAAUUAAAGAGAGCAAUGUCAACAAUGAUGUCACCAUUCGGAUCCACUAACAGCCUUACUCCGGCGAGUCAACAACUUGCACAGAUGCGGCUUGCUAGUUGCAACAAUAUUAACGAGCUGGGUAAUGGUGGUUCAGGCUCGCCAUCUAGAGAUGAUGUUCUAGUAGCACCUAUGUCGGUUCAGCCGACACGAAAGGCCAAAUGCAGUUCCCUCAGUAUGGCUUCGUUAAGAAGAAAUUGUUCAGAGGAAGUCAUGCAGGACAAAUCCGAUCUUUGAAGUGCAGGGCAUGAGUAGUGUGCAACAAUACCAUACUUUUUUCUUUGGGAUCAGUAAAAUGUUUAUGUGAAAAUAUAAAGUAUAUGAAUAUCGUUGCAAAGAUAUAUCUUUGCAAUAUGAUUUAAGUAUUAAUCUUCAAAAUUCAGAAAAUAGUAAAAUGUUCGUACAAAGGGUAAAUGCGGAGGAGCACAUUUAUAAACUUCAGCAAAUGAAUACAAAAUUUGUCAUGUGCCAAUAGAAAAACCAUAAGGAAUUUUACAAAAAAGGAAUUGUACAUUGCCAAUUAUUCUUUAAGCAAUUUUAUAACCAUAUAUUAACGAUAUAUGUUACCUAAUACCAUAUUAAUCGUUAACUUUAAUCUAUCAUACUUGCAUAAUUAAAACUCUUGUCUUAGAAGGACAAACGAAAUUAAGAUAAAGUAAGGGAAAAACAUUUAUAUUUUCAGUGGUAUAUAACACAAAUUUUAUUAUUAUAUACAUUUUAUUAGAAUUGAAAGUACGAAUAUCAAUUUUGUGCCAUUUAAUCUUGUUCUGUAAAAUGUACUCAGACCUUAUUGCAGUGCCUGAAGAUAUGUCGUUUUUAAAAUUGAAGAUAAUUCGUCAUUUUUAAAAUUAAAGAAAUGUAAUGCUAAUCUAUUAAAUUAAUAUUAAUGAUACAUUUUUUUUGUUCAACUGCCAUGUCUUGUAUCAUUGCAGUUUUAAACUAUGAAUAUGAAUUGUAUAACUACGGCUAUACUGUCUUUAGUUUAUUGUGUUUGCUCUUAUCCAAUUUAAAUCUUUCUGAUUGCAGUUUCUUUAAACGAUUCAUAAUGUCGAAAUUGAAUAAAACUGUACAUGAUAUAAUAUCACUGGAAAUGUAGAAGCUCGAAUUUAGAAUAACAGUACAGUAUAAUGUUUUUUUCUUUUUCUUUCUAAGAAUAUAAUUGUAUUAUAAUAAACUCAAAAGAUGUGGUAAAAGAAAAGUAAGAAACGUAUAUCAAUAUAUAUAUAUAUAUAUAUAUAUAUAUAUAUAUAUAUAUAUAUAUAUAUAUAUAUUGAUAUAUUUUUUUUAAAACAACAGACUUUAGAUUAUACAUAUGUUUAUAAAAAGCCAUAGUUUAUUAGGAUUAAAUUAUUACAGACCUGUCCACCGAUAAGACGCUUAAUGCUAUGAGUUUCCCUCAUUCGUAGUAAAGUUAAAGAUUGUUUACUAGCUUUGAAGUGAAGGGAAUGAUGUAAAAUUUAAAAUUCGUUAAAAGCAUUGAUAUUGGUCACGUGCUUUUCACAUACCAGCGUUUCUUAAUAUAAAGCUACGGCCAUCAUCGUAGUUUUAUAAUGAAAUUAUGGAAUAGGAAAAGUGUUUUGAUACAUGUAUCGGACCGCGGGCAGGUCUGCAUUACUAUUACUUUUUUUUAUCAAUUUACGCUUAUUGUAGUUACUGACUUUAUCAAAUUUAUAUUACGAUGUAUAGUUGGUUACUUAGGUUGCAAAAUAUGCUAUUGUUUGAACUAUAUAAAUAUUUAUAUUCUUAUCAAAUAUAAAGUAUUACGUUAAUUGAUCGUAGAUGUGAAGUAUUUGUAUAAUGGAUUAUACAUAUUUUCAAGUAUAACAACUUUCUAUUGUGAUCUGUAUCAUAAAGCUUUUAAAAAAAAUUUCGUUUUCAAAUAUCAUAGACAUCAUAUAAAGACAGAGUACUGGUUCAAACAUGAAAAUCACGAUCUUUUAUGUUGCAAUCUUUUAAGUGUACAAUGGUUGUUUUUAAGAAACAUAUUGUAAUAUUAUACUUAGGAAUGUGAUCUAUUCGUAUUAUACAAAAAAUAUUUAUAAAUAUUCCAACUGUGCGAGUAGUUUAUGAAAUGAAUAUCGUAAGAUUUGGAAGACAUUUACUUUAGUAGGUGAAGAAAGAACAAAUUAAUCUUGUCUCAAGUAGAUAUUUCUUCAAUUACGGAAGGUUUCAAAGGUUCUUUUCGUUUGAUUAGUUAUUCAGUUACAAAUAAAGGUUGUGGAUAAAGUUUCUUUUCGUUCAUACAAUGUGUUUAUCACUUUGUAAUGGAAUUUAGAUUGAAAUUUUGGUAAUGAAAAGCUUAUAAAAAUGAUUAUUUUUGAUAUACGAAAAUAAACAUAGAUGAGAUACAAAACUAUUUUUGCACAAAAAUUAUUGUCAAUAAAUAAAUAUAAUGUAACAAUAUCAUAAUUACGAACAUAAAAAUAUGUUUGUAUCACUUGCUACGGAAUCGAAAAUCGAUAUUGUAAUGAAGUAUGAGCGUCAAUUGUAUCUAGUGCCUUAACCAAUAUAACAACGAAUUGUAUUCCCUGCAAUUUUUCUUCUAUCAAUUUUUCAACUAUCAUCAGCAGUAUUUCCUUAUUGUCUUCAAUGCUCUGGCGAAAAAGGGAAUAAUUUAUCAACGAUCAAAGAAUAAAUUAAUCAACGAAAUCUACUAAAUUAAAAGUGAUAAAUUGCAAGGAAAGUAGAAAAAAGUCUGUUAGUUCUUUACAAGGACUUGUUUAAUAAACUUCUUGCCAUAUUAAUUCUUGCGCAUAAUGUCUACUCGAAUAACGUGCCUUUGCGUAGAAAUGAUCGUUAAAUACAGAUCUCUCGGUGUCAAGCGAGGAAAAAUUCAUUGAUGAUAUUUUUGUAUUUGAUGGUGUUGCAUUCGUGAGUACGUUCACCUGAAUAAUUAUGGAUGCUCUGGUAGCACUUCGUACUUCGAUUCUUAAUUUAUAUUAUAUUCUUAGGAUUUCAGUGUCAUCUAUUGCUUCUCAUAACAUAGUACAUGGAUAAACAGAAGAAAAAAUAUGAAAUUAAUUAAAAUAAUGUACUGCUAUGUAAAGGUAAUCAUGGAAAAUUUUGUAGAAGAAAGAUUAGACAGUCUUUUCUAUUGGCGAACAUUAUAUAAAGUUUUUAAUGAUAUAAAGACUCAUUUUUCGUGAUUUUAACAUCAAUUUAUUAGUUUAAAUAAUAACUAUUAAUAACUAGUAAAUAUUGUCAUAACUAUCCAUGGACCGUGUUACACAUUCUAAUCUUUUAUAAAUUGUCGGCAUGUCUGAUAAAAGUCUUGAUAUUCUGAAUAUCUUGACAUUUUAUGGUUGUCAAAUGAUUCCACGAAUCAUUUUGGAGCUAUUAAGCGUUUUUCUCGAUAAAAAUGAGAGAAAUUCCGCUCGCUUCGGAGCAUUGUAAAUAUUAACGAUAAGUAUCGUGUAAGUGUAGUAUAGUGCAGAUGAUGUUUUUUACUACACGCGUAAGAAUAUUGUAAUACUUGUAAUGUUGCGUAUAGUCGUCACUAUUUAUAUGAUACUGUAAUUGAUUGUAUAAAUUUACUCUUUAUUAUGUAAAUCGAAAAUUAAAGCGUUUGCUUUCCUUCCUUUC